GUACGCGGGCGGUGAUGAGUGACUUUAGCAGCAUCUAUGAGAAGCAGUACUCUGUGGCCCUGUUCAACAGUGUGAGGGCCGAGAUCGAAGGGACCGGAGGGACCCAGGCCCAACUACUGCACAGGAAGGACCCUCUGGCGGGGAAGACCAUCUUCUCGGGGAGCCUGCUGCAGUAUCUGGAGGAGAACAGGAAGUGGAGGACCAGAUAUGUGUCCAUCCCAAACUCCUACACCAUCGACUUCUAUGAGAGCAAAACAGUCUGUGAUCACGGACUGCAGCCCAAAGUCAGCAUCAACUGUGCGGGCUACAAAGUGCUGACCUCACUGGAGGAAUAUCUGGAGCUCAUGGACAAGAGUCUCCCAGGGGUGAAGGCCAAAGCCAGCAACUCUCCCUUCAUAAAGACUGUGACCCAGUACACCCUGAUCCUGUGGCACCCGUACGCCCGUCACCACUACUUCUGUGUACUCACCGACAAGGAGCACAGCAAGUGGAGCGCCGUGCUGCAGGACUGUGUGCGCCACGCCAACAACGGUCUGCCUGAGGAGAGCACAGUCCUGACUCCAGCCUUCACCAACAGUGUACGGCUCUAUCGUCAGGCCAAAGGGCACUACGGCAGCUGGGACCAGAUGUGUGGCACGCCCCCCCAGAUCCUGGCUAACCUGGUGAUGGAGGAUCUGCACCCGGACCUGAGGAGUGUGAUCGGGCCGAAGCUCAAGGGUAAACUGCAGCAGAGGCUCCGCAGCUGGAUGCUGAUCUCCGGAGCAGUGUACAGGCAGGUGCUGAACCAGACCACAGCCCAGUACGAGUCUCUGUCUCAGGACUGUGAGGCGCAGCGAGGGCCCCUGGACGCGGCUCUCAGGACCGACAUGGACCAGAUCAUCACCUCCAAGGAACACGUGUCCAGCAAAAUCAGAGCUCUGGUCCUUCCGAAGGCGGAGCAGGUGUUGCGGAGCAGUGUGCAGCCGUAUGUGAGCUCCAUCCUGGAAGCUCUGAUGGUGCCCACGUCUCGGGGCUUCUCUGAGGUCAGGGAGGUGUUCUGCAGAGAGCUGGUGGAGCUCAGCAAGAACUCUGUGCAGCAGGACAAGGACAAACUGGGAGAGCAGAUGGAGCGUCUGUCCAUGCUGGCCUUCCACCCGGUCAAGAUGCGCUCGUGUUAUGAUGAGCUGGAGCGUAUGGAGCUGGAGGGGCUGCAGCACAGGUUCAGCGUGAGCGGGCCCACAGUGUUCAGAUCCAGGGCACAGAUCCUGCUCCGAGGGCAAAUGGACAACUCGGUGUACACGUUUGAGCAGCUGUUGAACCAGUCUCUGCAGGCUCCAGGAGACGGCGACCUGUGCAAGAGCAUCCAGAAGUGUCAGGAACGUGUGCUCAAGAAGUUUGACUACGACAGCAGUACGGUGAGGAAGAAGUUCUUCAGAGAGGCUCUUCUUCAGAUCAUCGUGCCCUACAUGCUGCAGCAGCUGGCGCCUUCCUGUGCACCAGAGCUGCCUCGCUUCCAGGAGCUCAUCUUUGAGGACUUCUCCAGGUUCCUGUUGGUGGAGAACCUGUACGAGGAGGUGGUCAUUCAGUCUGUGUCCAAAGACAUCAUGUCAGCUGUGAAAGAAGCAGCCGUCCAGAGGAAACACAACCUGUACAGAGACAGCAUCGUCCUGACCAACAGCGACCCCAACCUGGACCUGCUGGGACAAGAUGACACUGUGGACUGGAGAUCAAAGUUUUUGGUUCAGGAACAAGAGGAACCUUCACCUUCUGAAUCAGCUGACUCUCCCGCCACAGCCCCCCAGCUCCGGAGCGCAGGCCGAGGGUCCAAUUCAGGCAACAAUCGCCGUCAAGUGGUGUCCAUGAUCCAGCUGGAGGGGGUCCCACUGCCGUACGAGUCCUGCCUGGAGGUGCCCGGUGUGGACCUCAUCCCGGAAGAGGACGACAGCUUAUCCAGCCUGGAGGAGGAGAUCAAGUCCCCGGACAGCGUCAACCAGAUCCGGGACCUGAUCAACCCGGUGGUGCAGGUGGUUCGGCCCGUGUCCGACGGGGAGGAGGUGACCAGCGGGACGGAGUCUAAGACGGGGCUGGUGGUUAUGGAGGACGGCAUAAAAGAAGAGGUGACUCAUGUGACCACAAUGCUCGAAAAAGUCCCACGGAGUUCCAUCAAAAUCCGAAACAACGGAGAAAUUGAAGAGCAAAAACAGGCGUCGCCGAUCAGCAAAACGUUCCCAAAGAUCGAGGAGAAGUUAAAUCUCGAAAACGUAGACACAACUCCGCAAAUUGAAAACUUUAUUGAAUCUAAAACUGAAAGCAAAAUUGAAAGCGAAAGUGAAAGCGAAAGUAAAAAGUCGCCACACAGUUUGCUGCAGAGGCUCAUGGGAAGUAAAAGACAGGAGGAGGAGGCGGCGAUCAAAAGCGCGAUCCACGAGCUGGAGAUAGCCGUCCAGGAUGAGGAAGACAGUGACUCAGAUCUAGCCCCGGCCCAGCCCCUGAGGCUCCAGGCUUCGGACUACAGCUCCCACGAUGACAGCGGCUUCCAGUCACCGACCAAUGAGAGGCCAGAGAGCUCGGGUCCCCGGCCGGUCGUGAACGGACAGGUGGAGCUGGCGGAUGUGGAGGUGGUUCUGAUGUAGACAGUGGGAGGUUAAAGGAGACGUUAUCGUGCUGGUUCUUUUUUUAAUGUUUUUGGACACGGUUGGAUCUAGUAUGUCACGUUUUAUAGCUUUAAAUGAUGUAUGUGUGAAAAGGCCUGUGUGAGAGCGUGCUGUAAUGACUGACGGGUUUGAUGCUUGGACGACUCUCUGCACCUUCUGGACACCGGAGAACAGAGGAAUGGUGCAGACUUGAGCUGAAUCAGCAGGAAAAAAAAGGAAAGCACUAAAAGCACUGGUGCUUGUGAUGAUGCAGAGAAAACUGAGUGAUGUUCUCUGCAUUUAACUGGAACAGAUUCGUCCACAAGCCUGAGAGCUAUUGCAAGGAUGGAUGGACCAGAUGAGAGAGGCGGAGGUGAUUUUUAUUAAAUACAAUAUAAUUACCGUAUUUUUCAGACUAUAAGUUGCUCCGGAGUAUAAGUCACACCAGCCAAAAAAUGCGUAAUGAAGAAGAAAAAAAAAAUCAGAGACCAAGAACCGACAUUUCCUGUAGAAAGUCAAGUUGUAGUAAUAACAAUAGAAGAGAGAACAACAGACUGUUAACGUCACAUAUGAACAGUUCUUCAGAUAAACUAUAACAUAAACAACAGAACAGAACAAGUUUACCAAACUCUCCAUCUCACUCCAAAUCACUAAAUCCAUUCAGUUCUUCAUCCUCGGUGUCACUUCUGAACAACUCCUCGACCUCUGGAGGUAAACAGAGCGCCGCUUCCUCUUCGGUUUAGCUGUUGUCAGACUCAGCAUCAGUUCCAGUUAGAAUUAUUCGGGUCUUUCUGAAUCUCGACAGGAUGGUUUCGGUGUCACUGAAGUCCAGACUUUGUCCAUCCAUCCAGUGACUUCAGGAAAGUUUCAUGGUGCACCCGCCUUGUUACCGUGAAGCUGUGUUCUUCAUCCCCGCUUUGCACCAGUCCUUCACAAGUUUCUUGCUUAGUCCAGACUUUCUUUCUGCUGCUCGAUUAUUGUUUUCGGCUGCAGAUUUCACGACUUGCAGCAGGACAGAGGCUCUUUCUGCAGGAGACAUGUGCAGUAGAGUGAAUUGACAGUGGUACAGGAGGAACAGGAGCAGCAGAUACUCACACACAAGACGAGAGCCUCUUGUGCCUGUCAGUGUGAACAUUUUAAUAUAUAAGUUGUACCUGAAUAUAAGUCACAGAAACACCCAAACCAUGAAAAAAGUGCCACUUAUAAUCUGAAAAAAAACCUGUUCAGUUUUAUGAUGUGAUGUUUUCUAAAAAAAUGAAUUGGUCAAAGUACUGAAUAUUUGAUAGGGAUGCACCAAUACUGAUACUGGUGUUAAAUAUCGGCCCUAAAACUGAAAAAUUAGUAGGAUUGUGUAUCAGCUCCAUUAUUUUGGUUCGGGCAAUAUCCUGUUUGGACCUUUAAUUGGAUUUAAUGAGACUAUUUACUGGCAGAUUUUGUCCUGGAACGUCUCAAUGUUUGACCUUUAUUCACAGAAAGCGGGCCAGUACUCAUUUGAAGAAUAAAUAACAGCUGGAUAACACAGUUGGAUCUCUUGUGUAUAAAUUGUGUAAUAAAGUAACUGUUUUUUAAGGAAAUAAAAGCCAUUUUCCAUCUGUACACUGGUAUUGGUUACGUGAAAGUAUCAAUAUGAAUAAGGGAAGUGAAAACGCUGGAUCAGUGAAUCUCUAUAAUGUUUGUUUCCACAUGACAAAGAAGGAAAGUUUGAGUUUUACAGCUGCAGAUCCUGGACCAGAGUAAAGUACAAAGGACAUGAGAGUGUGACUUUAUGUAUGUGCUUAUGUAAUAUCUGAGCCUGACCAGCAGGGGGCCUCAUUGGUUUGGUGGAAUCUGUUCAACCGUCCAAAACUAUUACGCUUAUGAAGCUCUUCUUCUGUAAUAUGAUCUUCUGUUUGCAACCAUGUAAUCAUAUGAGCUGCAUAUAGAGGUGAGGAGACAGGAAAAGCUCAUUAUCUGUUACUGAUAUUUGUUCUUUAUAAUAUUAUCUGUGUUUCUAUUUAAGAUGUUUAUUUAAUUUGAAAGUGAGUUUUUUGUGUUGUCUUGACUUUCAUAAGGUAUACAACUAGAUACUGAAUCUAUCUGUUGAAUAGGUAUUGCAUUGUACUGUAUGUCUUGCUUAGGGUGUUCUCAUUAGUCAUAUUCAUUAUGAAGAAGUGAACUGGAUUUUCCUGUUCAAGCCUGUGUUCAUAUGCAAAAUUGUUAUUCAUUAAUGCUACAGUGCUAAAAACGUAACAUGCAAUUUAAAUAAAUGGUUAAAAAAAUCUGAA
Messenger RNA from Boleophthalmus pectinirostris (great blue-spotted mudskipper), 4876 nucleotides. RefSeq names its product protein Niban 2-like. The record is from RefSeq and is a predicted model, not a curated record. Lineage: Eukaryota; Metazoa; Chordata; Actinopteri; Gobiiformes; Gobiidae.